AGCCCGGGGCGCCCUGGCAAAGCCUUGGACGUUUCUCAGAGCUGCUGGCUCUUUGGAGAGGAGCCCUCAGUUGCUCUUUAGCCAUUUGGCUUCGCUCCUCCUUUCCCCUCCGAAUCAAGCUAGUCUGAGCUUGCAGGGUUUCCGAAGUGGCGGCUGAAGCCGGGACACGUUGGGGGAGGGGGCGGGAAGGAAAGUGGCGGAACACUUGCUGUGGGGAGCUCUGCCCUGGCCCCCCUCCCUGGGGGGUUUGUCGCUGCAGCCUGGGUGCGGGGGGGGGGCUAGCCUGCGCCUGGGUGGCCGCCUGGGAAAGAGGAGAAAAGUGCCGUGCUUUGUGCUGGCUUUCCUGCUCAAAGUUCCUGUUUUCUCGGCGCUGCAAGUCUUAUGAUCCAUUGUGUCAUCGAGCUCAGCUGGCUGGGGCGAGAGGAAGGAAAAUCCCUCCGAGCCAAAUUUGGCACUGCCUGCCGGGGGGCGUGAGAGGCGGCGGGGGGGGAGAAAUGCCAUCCCCGGCCAGCGGCGGCGGCGCCUGCUGAGCGACCCGCAGCCGGGGGCGGCGGAGAUGCGGGGUCGCCCUGCGGAGCGCAGCUGAAGCCUUGACCAUGACGACUGGCCCCGAACCAUGGCCAAUGGGAGCGGGGCGGUCAUGCUGAAAUGCGUGGUGGUGGGGGACGGGGCCGUGGGCAAAACUUGCCUGCUGAUGAGCUAUGCCAACGACGCCUUUCCAGAGGAGUACGUGCCCACCGUGUUUGACCACUACGCAGUCACUGUUACAGUUGGGGGGAAGCAGUAUUUGCUGGGGCUGUACGAUACUGCAGGACAGGAAGACUACGAUCGUCUGAGACCUUUAUCUUAUCCUAUGACAGAUGUCUUCCUUAUCUGCUUCUCAGUGGUAAAUCCAGCCUCGUUUCAAAACGUGAAGGAGGAGUGGGUACCAGAGCUAAAGGAAUAUGCACCUAAUGUACCCUUUUUAUUCGUAGGAACCCAGAUUGAUCUUCGUGAUGAUCCAAAAACUUUAGCAAGAUUGAAUGAUAUGAAGGAGAAGCCUAUAUCUAUGGAACAGGGACAGAAGUUAGCAAAAGAGAUAGGAGCCUGCUGCUAUGUGGAGUGUUCAGCUUUAACACAGAAAGGACUGAAGACUGUUUUUGAUGAAGCUAUAAUAGCCAUUUUAACUCCAAAGAAACACACAGUGAAAAAAAGAAUAGGAUCAAGAUGCAUAAACUGCUGUUUGAUCACGUGAGAUACAUUUGACAAUGGCCAGGCCUACUGUGAAUUUCUGUCAAACGUAAAUGAUACAGUACAUAAGUACACAGAACUUGUUAUAGAUCAUAGAAGUUUGUAAGCUAAACUUUAGGAAUCUAACCUCUGAAAUCGGUGAAAUCCAGAGGAACAAAACCAAACAAAUCAACAGAACUCUAGUAAGAAGCAGCCACCAUCUUUUACAAAUCCUUUAUUUGGACUGGAAGAUACAAUCUCUCAGGGGUUAAAAAAGUUAGAGCUGGCAACAACAGCAUAUAAAUAAUGCCGUAAGUGGAGAUGCUUGGCCCAAAACCACGUUGAAAAUAUUUCAAUAGUCUCUUGCUUUAAUCACAUAAAAAUUUCUGCCCAGUCCGUAUGGAAUCUGCACAAAGAAAUACCUUCUCUCUUUGCCCCAGUUAUCUGCUUUUGUAUGUAAGCUGCUUCCGAUUCCAGUAUAUCCACAGAGGUGCAAUAAUGAGGCCUGCCACAUAGCCAAAGGUAGCUCCGAGGGAACAGGAAAUAGGCCAUAUCUGAGGGCAGAAAACAUACAGUAAAAACAGAGAAACAAGGAAAAUAUUGUUUGAGCACAAGUUCAGUGUAAUCUAAAUAUUGAAAGGCGGUACAACCCUUUUCUCUUUAAAGCUUGACGUGCUUUCCUAAAGAAUGCGAAAAGUGUAACAAUCAUACAUGCAUUUAUCAUGAACACUACGUGUUGUACAGUUAACUAAUAUACAUUAAAAUGUAACCAGCCUUCUGGCUACUGCAGGCUUAGUAUGAUACUCACAAAACCAUCUGAGAAACUUAAGCAUUUGUGUUACCUGAAGUUUGAUAAAGUAUUCUUCAAUUUUUCUGCACACCUUUUGAGACUUGUAAAAUGUGCAGUUGGUUUUUUUUAAACAUACACUUGUACCUUUUGCCUUCUUUCUUCCCAAGGACCUUCUAAGCUGUUGGAUAAGUGUGCAGAAAAGAAUGAAGAAUACCAAAUGAGCCUACAUACCAAGAUGGGGACAGGGUUUGGUUGACUCCACAUACCAGCAUGGACUUGAAAAGCAGGCAAUGGAAUUUCAUAGUUCUUUCCUACUGCUAGUCAAAGGGGAAGUAUGGAUGCUGAAUGCACAUUUUACACACAGUUCAGCAAUCAAAAAGCAGGCCCAGUUAAAUGCAGGCCCCACUAGGGUUUAGUGUUUAGAAAUUCGUUUCAUUUCCUAGUACAAGGACAGAAUUGGCUCAAUAUGGUCAACUCAUUCUCACACUGCUUCAGGUAAUGGGGCUAGUAGUAGAGUGGAUUUUUUUUCCAUACUUGAACCUGGGGGGGGGGAGGGAGAAAUCAAAAAAGUAUUUAAAGUUAAGCCCUAAUCUAGCCUAGGAUGUGGUGGUUAGAGCAUAAUUACCACCCAAUAACAUCCCGUCAAAUGAAGAGCCUCACUAUGUUGGUGACAAAAGAUAAAUUUUAAUUCCUAUUGCUCUUAUAAUGAUUCUUCCAUCUUUUGCCAGGACAACCCUUACUAUGCCUGCUGAACAAUGGUCUCCAUUUGGAGGCAAGUGUACAGUGUACUUGUCUUCUCCUGUCUUCAAGGCAGAGGAGAAAAUUGGACAUCAUAGGAACUAUCAGUGCCUCACUUUCUAGCUUUUCCCUCCAGGUCUUGGCUUGUGAUUCAUGAGCAGCAAAGAGUGUCUUUGCUCUUUAUGGUACUCAUCUUCCUUCUGAAGUCAGCUUUUUCCUCGCUUUGAUCCUGUCCAUUACAUCCUUCUGGUUUGGGGAAGCAUAUUUCCCUCCUAUCCUCUGAUCCUGGGAAGUUUAACUCGAAUAAGUGCUUUGGUUCUCUGCUGUUUCACCUUCACAGUCCUUAUUGUGUGCAGUUUUAUGAGUAUUAUUUGGAGGUCUUUAGGAGUGUAGCAAAGAUGACUAUCUAUAAAUGAGGUGCCUUAGGUACUCUUUAUUGACCUUAAUUCACUUUCCAUUCAUGGCCCCUGUUUCUGUUUGGUAAUUUUGUUCAACAGUGUCAUGCCUGCUGCCUCUUUUAAACCAAAGACUUGCUCAUUUUCAUUCAUUAACAACGGCAUUGCAUCUCUUUUGUAUAAAGUCUUACAUUACAUACAUUUAAAAAUAGUAUAGUGUGGCCUUGGGUAAGCUUAUGCUUCAAUUGGAUCUUUAGAUUUCCAUUAUCAGGUUGAAAUCAACUUCAAUAAGUUCCAGAAUUUUACAGGUCAUUCAUUAUACAUGUUUACAAAGCAAAAAUCUCUGCAGUGAUAUAACAAAUGUGUUACCUUCUGUAUGAAAGUGCCUCUUGCAGUACCACUAGUGGUAAGAAGAAACCAUUUGUAUUUCAGCCAAGUCAAAUACCUCUCGAUCCACAAUGGCUUGAUUAACUUGGCAGUUUUCUCUGUGUCCAGUUCACUAACCUUGAGUGAUCAGUGACCCUUUAUUAAAAAUCUGACCUACAUCAAUUCAAGUCUGUAGGUCCCCAUCUGCUUUUCACAAGUACGUGUUGUUCCUCGUGGCUUUUGGAACCUUUUGUAUUUCCCCUUGUGAAUCAACAUCCUGCACAAUCUACAGCAACUCUUUUUUUGCCCUAUCCCUGCUCUUACUGGGUCAUUCAACUGCUACUAUGACUUAAGGAAUUUUUGGGGAUAGUUUUAUCUUCUCCUGGUCAAAUUGCAACCUGGGGUAAAGCUCAACAUUAAAAACUCUCCUGCAUUCUCAAUCAUUGUGCAGCACUUCAUAACUUUAUUUUUUAAAAUACUGCUGUCACUUUCUUCAUAACUUCAAAAGCAUUCUUCCUUGCUUCCUUUUAAAUCUGUGAUAGUAUAUUGCAGAAUUUUAUAAACCAUGCCAUCAAAAUUCAAUCCAGGAAUCUUUGACAGACCUCUGGAAUCCUCCCUUGGCUUUUAGCAGCUGACAGAAAUGAGAGGGAGGAAAGAACACACACUCACUUUCCCCAGCAACUAAGUGGAAGGGGGCAAAAAGAGACAAGGAAUGCUACCCUUCCAGUGGCACAGAAGGGAAGGAUAUUGGGCCAGAUCCUCAGCCUGACUGCUGUCCCUUUGGACUGCUCUGAUGGCAUAAAGGAGCUGUAAAGCCAGCUUUACUUGGCCUCCUGCGAAUUCCCCAAACAUAGGGGGAAAAUCCUCAGCAUGUACAGAUGGAGCCUAGCUACAUUGUGCUCAUAGCCUCCAGAGUCAGGAGUGCAACUGGGGGUUGGGAAUGUUGUCAGAGCCCUUCUGCACCGUUCUGACCCUUUUCUGCUGGAAUGGCCCUUGAAGCUGACUUGCAGCCAGGUGCAACUUACAGGAGCCCAAAGGCUCUUCUAGGUUGAAUUAACUGCUGGCUGGCCCCCGGAUUGAGAAACUGCAGAGAUGACAAAGUGGCCUCUGCAAAGUGGACUACUGUGUUUAACAGUAGUCCACAUACAGUACAACUUCCUCCAAUUGUGAUGUGUCAUGGCAUAAGUGACUCACAAAAACACUGUCAUGACACAACAUGCACAGCAACUGUAACUUCAUUGAUUCCGUAAGGGCUCUUCUGAUCUUCAAGACUGAAUAUCACUGCUUUCGAUUGUUUCCUGGACCCUCGUUCCCAUAGGUUCUAAUCAUUUUCUGCUUUGCCUUUUGGAAUCAAAUUAAUUUUCUUGGUCAGGGUGGAUUUUCCCUGGUUUCUGCAUUUGCCCUCUGUAUUUGAGUAUUAAGCUCAUGCGGAUUGCAAAGCUCGUUCUAGUCCUCAGAGAAUUGUAGAGGAUUGUACGCAAUUUAGUUUUUCUACUCUCUGACCAACAGGAGUUAGGCACCUGUCUCUGCACAUCCUCACUGGUUCCCACAUGAAGGUUGGGUCAGGAACACAUAAAUAGGAAGGUAGGCUGCAUCCUCACUUCAGGUCAGAGGGAGGGGAAAGUUUCUGGUUGUGAGAUGGGGAAAGCUAUGACUUCCUUCGGACAACUAUCACAAACUGUCCUGCUUCUGAGAUGCCAGAAUAAACAUCAACCAGCAUCCCCACAAAACCCAUGAAAGCAACCAGUUCCCAUAUCAUAUACAUGUGGAAAAUGGCCAGUUCUAAGGUGUGUGUAAUUAUGAAUUUGAACUGAACAGCUGCUUGAAAAAAAAAUCUAACAUCCACUCACCAAUUAUUGCAGAAAAGCACCGUUUUAAGGGAGGGAGCAUGGUCCAGUAGUUAGAGCACAAGACAGGCAUUCUGGAUGCUAUUCCUAGCCUGGCCACUGACUUGUUCUCUAACUUUGGGCAAGUAAUUUCUCUGUGCCUCUACUUUACCAUCUGUAAAAAACAGAUAGUACUUGACUCAAGAAACCCCUGUGAGAAAGCAUUAUAGAAAUGCAAGGUUACUAUCUGAUAGGUUUUCAUCUUAACAAUGAGUCUACUACUAAGCAUAUUGUAGACUGGAUUGUAUGGUAUGGUCGCAUUGAAGUGCAUGGCUUGUGGUUUUGGCCCCAUGGGACUGUUAGCAGCCCAUUUAUGGCCGCUCUGACUUAUACUGGGUAUCUGGCCUUGCACUCAGAAACCUCAGGCUUUGGGGAGAGCAAAGGUAAACAGUGCUCCCCUCAUGCACCUGACCUGCACUGCAUGCUCAUUGUCUGCAGCUGGGGAUUUGGCCUAAGAUCGCACAAGGGGUAAAAAUGUUAUGUUGGCUAGUAAGUUCUCUUGCUUGUAUUAGGCCUUCUACAAAAACAUGCAAGCAUUCAGAUUCUGAGCCAGGGUCCAGUCCCGUAUGGUGCUGGGCACUUGUCAACUCCCACUGCCUUUAAUGAGAGAGGAGGGUGCCCAGUAUCGCACAGGGAAAGCUUAGCAGUUUGUAGGAUUACAUCAAAGUAAGUAGCACUGCAGAACCAUAUACCUGGACAAUACAAUUGGAACUCGUCAUGACUGCAUGAUUAUUUUGCCCUUUGUUAACACAUAACUCCCAUCACAAGGAAUGGGAGUUGCAUAUAGGCAAUGCUAGCAGAAACACUUAUAGUUAAAGUUGCUCAAUGUAGUGUAUAUAAAGUGGGCAGCUACCUAUUAGGAAAACAGGGAUUUAUUUUUAAAGAUGCAAAUAGCAGAUAAAGUGAACUACUGUUCAAAUUUUAAUAAAUUAAGCCCAUUCAUUAGACAUUGUAUAAGGGCACUUCUUUGAUUCCUGAACUAUAACUUUAAUUUUUGUGCAUACUAUUUUACAAGAUCCAGUCUUACAGCUGUCAAUUAGGAAGCUAUGUAAGUAAUAUGGUUACAUAGGUUUCAGUUAGAAAUUGACUGCAUAAAUGUGCACAGUGAUUUUUUUUUUUCCCCUUGAACCUAACAUGCCUUACAGGGUUAUAUUGAACUUGUAAUGUUAUUUCAAUAUAUGCUUUAACUUUUUUUUUUUUUUUUUUUUUGGGGGGGGGGCGGGGGAGGAGGGUUUGCAGGCAUUUCUUCACUAAACCAUGUGUCUGGUCACAUGCUGUAUGUACAGCACACGAUGAGUGGUGAAGAGAGAACUUUUUAUUUGGCAGUUACGGCUAUUAAACAGUUAUUUUUAAUUCAUAGAAAGUUUAAUUGGCUCUGCAAGUUCUCCAUUUCCCAUUAUUAAAGACUGAUGUUAAUUAAGAAAAUAUAACCAUUAAAAAACAAAUCUACCCCCAUUAAAGGAAAAUAAGGUCCACACCUCCUACUGCAUCUCAAAGUAUAUUUGGGUCCUGCUUUUCACUCUUUCUAUCCAACGCCCUUUUAAAACAGUCUUUACAUUAGGUAGUAAACACAAUAAAGAAACCCUUUGAGCUCAGCAGUAUUACGCUAAGAAUUAGAGUAGUGGUACUCAGACUUCAGAGGUUCAGGAGCCGAAUUAGUGAACAUUAUCCAAAAGAGCCACAGUAGUGUGAAUUCAUAGUUUCAUUUACUAUAUUUAUACACAUAUAUAUUAUUCUCACAGCAAAAUGACUGACCAAGCAUUCUUAUUUUAUCACUACAAUCGGCUAACAUAUUAAAAGUAUCCUGAUUGGUUAAUAACUUUGGUUAAUAAUUAAAUCACAGUCUUUUAGUAUCAUGCACUGCAAACAGCUGAAGGAGACUCAUUAAAGAGCCACUUGCGGCUCGCAAGCCUCACUCUGAGUAUCACUGAAUUAGAGUAUGUCUAGAGUUUGUGGUCCAGUUUUAAUGCUACUUAAUUGAUUGCCUCAACUUGAGUUAACAAACACAGCUUUAUUCGAGAUGCUCCACAGAUGUUUGCUCCAGGGGGCAUCUAGGUUAGUAUUAACAGUCAAGUUAGUUAAAUCAAGCUCAAUGGCAAUCAAGUCACUUGAUUUACAGCAUCACAAACUCUAGACAGACCCAAAAGUCAUACUGUAUAAACAGGAACCAUAAGGGUCUCUUCACUCCUUUCUGGUGUUUCUAUGAUAGAAGUAACCACAGUAAGGGCAGGUCUACACUGUGGGGUUAAGUUGACCUAAGUUACGCAACUCCAGCUACGUUAUUCACGUAGCUGGAGUCAAUGUAGCUUAGGUCGACAUACUGCUGUGUCUACACCACACUCCGUCAGUGGCAGAUACUUUCCCGUUGACUUACCUUACUCCUCUCGUUCCGGUGGACGUACCCUAAGUGAAGUAUCUGUUUCAAGAUCAUCUAUUAGCUGCUAACAGUGAUGAAGUCAAUUUAGAUAAAGGCUACACUAGGUAAAAUCAGGUAUGUAUGUUAACUCAGGAACAGACCUGAUAGCUUAACAGUUUGGUAUAUUGAAAAAUAUAAUAAAACCAAGACUGUCACUUUCAAAAUCCAAUCUGUCAGCAUAUGUCUAGGCUUAGGCCUAGUCUACACGAUAAAGUUAUGUUGACUCAGCUGUUUUGCUCAGAGGUGUGAAAAAUCCGCACCCCUGAGUGACAUAGUUAAGCCAACCUAGCUGCUGCCUCUCAGGGAAGGUGGAUUACGUACACCUCCCGUCAGCAUAGGUAACAUCUACGCUGUAGUGUUUCAAGUAUAGACAAGCCAUUUAAAUACUACAGCUGUGCCGCUGUAGUGCUUCAGUAUAGACACUCCACUACAGUGACGGGAAGGGCUAUCCUGUCACUAAAGUUAAUCUAUCUCCCCAAAAAUCAGUAGCUAUGUCAACAAUGGGGGUUAAGUUGGCAUAGUUACGUCUCUCAGAGAUGUGGAUUUUUCACACCUCAGAGAGACAGCUGUGCUGGUGUAUUUUUUUUUUUUUUUUUCAGUGUAAACCAGCCCUCAGUGAAGUAUGGGUUGCUGGAAAUACUAGUUGUAUGGCAUUUAGAACAUGCCUAUGGUGUUGGGCUGUAGCCACACCAUCCUGUGCUGGAACUGAUGGGUCUCUCAAGCUCUUCAGCACGGAGGUGGCUCAGUAAGCUCUCCAACCAACACAUAGGUGUGGCAAGGAGUCAUGCUGGUGCUUGAAGAGGAACUCUUCCCUUUGAAUCAGUACUGAAUCUAUGGUGUCAGAGGGCACUGUGCUCCUCUAGAUGCCAUCUUUCAAGUGAAACAUAAAACGGAGGACCUACCAUCUAUUGUGUCCUUCUAAUAACGAAUAACUUGAAACGCAGCAAAUUUUGAAAGAAAGUUAAAAGUAGCUUUGGGUACGAAAUCUUUCUCCUGCCAAUUUUUGUUGUUUAUAAUCCCAUUUUCCUAUUUUUAAUGUUUUCUCUCCCUCACUCCUAUUGCUGUGUAAGACCACAUAAACUGACUAUACCUAAAGUGCUGUCAAAGACACCGUAAAUAAACAGAAAAAAUAUUGAAGUAAUUUUGUCUCUAGGUUUAAGUAUUACUUGUAACAGGUACAAAAAAAUCCAGACACCAGUGAGAUUUUGAAGCUGACUGUAUUCUUUUAAAGAUCUCACAGCACUUUUUGUUAGACUAGAGAUGUUAACCCAAUGUCUGGGCAAAUUGCAACUACAAUAAUUAUUUUGCCUACUGAAAUUCUACCUGUUCCAACAGUCUGCACUAUCCAUCACCAUACUUCACUCUUGUGCAGAGCUGCUUUGUGCUAACAGCUAUCACAUUCCACCUCAGUGCUGAUAUUGCCAUAGUAGGUAAAAUAGUUUCCCCUACCUAUUGCAGGAGGGUUUUGUGAAGCUCACAGUAAUUAACUAGUUUCAGAGUAGCAGCCGUUAGUCUGUAUCUGCAAAAAGAAAAGGAGGACUUGUGGCACCUUAGAGACUAAAAUUUAUUUGAGCAUAAGCUUUCAUAAGCUACAGCUCACUUCAUCGGAUGCAUCCGAUGAAGUGAGCUGUAGCUCACGAAAGCUUAUGCUCAAAUAAAUUUGUUAGUCUCUAAGGUGCCACAAGUCCUCCUUUUUUUUUAGUAAUUAACUAGUGUUUGUAACACACCUUGAAAUCCUGGGAUGGAAAGAAUUGUGUGCAUCCUGAAACUGUCGAACUGUAGAAAAGGAAGUUAUUUCCUAUUGGCUAGAGCUAUCACUAUAUUACCAUCUUGUAUCAUGGGGCUUAGAGGCAGCUAGAUUUUUGCAUACACAAUUCUUUGAAUCUUUUCAAAAACUAGGGUAGCUUUACUUAAGGAAUACAAUUCUCAGAAAAACACUGCACCAUAUAAAUCUUAAUUAAGUUAAAAAAAAAUAUUGUGACAUAUGUCUACCAGAAUAGUAGAAUAAGUGUUUAUCUUGUGUGCUGAAAGAUUUAUCUUGGGGAAACAUAUUGCAGAUAUCUUUGGAUUUUACAGAAAUGAAAUUUACAAAAUAAAGGCAUGAUGUGCAAUCCUUACGUCUAUGGAAAUUUUGCCUCAGUUAGGACUGCAAGAUUGGGCCCUAUUCCCAUCUAACAUUGUAAACCUAUAAUCUUGCUAUUUACACACUUACAAGAAGAUACAUUUAUUUGAAAAUAUUGGAAACGCACCAAAUCACAUAAGAAUUUGGUUAAAGUUCAUAUUUCUGAUUAACAGAGGGUCUAAUGGAAAUACACUUAAUCAUUAGAAUCCCAAUUGUGAUUUUCCACCAUAUAUUUUGUCUCUAGGAGGAGUGCUUUACAUUAAUUAUUUUUUAUUUCCAUUUUGAAAAAUUGUUCAGACAGUGAAAGAAUGUUGACAUUUUUAAAACUAUAUUUUGUUCCUUAGUGAAACUGAUGAUUAAUUGCUUAUAAUAUAAUGUAUGCUUUAAAAAUGCAUUUUCAUGUAUUUUUUCAGAUAUAGACAGGCCCACUAGUCUGCAUAUCCCCUUGUAUGCAAUACUUUUUCAAAAUUUAAAUCUGAAAAAUAAAAUGGUGAUUUUUGGA
Messenger RNA from Chelonia mydas (Green sea turtle), 10424 nucleotides. RefSeq names its product ras homolog family member Q (gene RHOQ). Gene Ontology annotation, molecular function: GTPase activity; GTP binding. The coding region runs from base 617 to 1234 and encodes 205 amino acids. The record is from RefSeq and is a predicted model, not a curated record. Gene Ontology annotation, biological process: small GTPase-mediated signal transduction; cortical actin cytoskeleton organization. Lineage: Eukaryota; Metazoa; Chordata; Testudines; Cheloniidae. The transcript is spliced from 5 exons.